Capsella rubella is the source of this 1969-nucleotide messenger RNA. RefSeq names its product myb family transcription factor PHL6. Gene Ontology annotation, molecular function: DNA-binding transcription factor activity; DNA binding. The record is from RefSeq and is a predicted model, not a curated record. The transcript is spliced from 8 exons. The coding region runs from base 423 to 1763 and encodes 446 amino acids. Lineage: Eukaryota; Viridiplantae; Streptophyta; Magnoliopsida; Brassicales; Brassicaceae.
CGGAGACCAAUGGAGCAAAGCCAACAGUACACUUCUCUACUCUUCUUCGAUGGCGAUUCGUCCCUCGCAGCCCAAAUCAAAUCUUCGUCUUCUUCCUUUAAUUUAAGGGACCCUUCUCUUCUUCUUCAGCUUUCUUAUUCCGAUCUUCGUUUCAUCUCUUUGAAAUCGCCUUCUCUCUGUUUUCUCAGAGAAAAGUUUUUACCUGAGAAAGUUUCAAUUUUUUUCGGCUUCUGAUGCACAUUUGGUGUUUUUUUAGGAGAUAAUCCCUACGACCCUAUGCUAUGAAGUGGUUUGGCAUCAAGUAUAUAAAGACUUUAUUAUCUUACGCAGGGCUUGAGGGCCAACUGCAAACUUAUGGCGGAUCUUGUUAAGAGCCUUGAUUGUUGAUAAGAAACCGAUUUGGAAGGUUCAUCAAAGCAAUCAUGAACAGACAUAGCCUUGUGUCUGUGGCACCAGAUAAAUGCAAUGAAGAAGUUGGUCAAUCUUGCUCGUCUUCUUUAUCUCCGGUUCAUAACUUUCUGAAUGUCCAGCCAGAAACCAGGAAAUCUCCCUUCAUAAGAUCACAAUCUCCAGAUUCACCUGGUCAGCUUUGGCCAAAGCAUAGUUCUCAGAGCACGUUCUCUCGGUCUUCAACCUUCUGCACAAACCUCUACCUGUCUUCAUCUUCAACCUCUGAGACUCAAAAACAUCUAGGAAACUGUCUUCCUUUCCUGCCUGACCCCUCCUCUUACAGCCACUCAGCCUCUGGAGUGGAGUCUGCAAGAUCUCCAUCUAUUUUCAGUGAGGAUUUGGGCAAUCAAUAUGAUGGAAACAACUCCGGGUCGCUUGUCAAAGAUUUUCUUAAUCUUUCUGGGGAUGUUUGUUCCGAUGGUGGUUUUCAUGAUUUUGGCUGUUCAAAUGACAGCUAUUGUUUAUCGGAUCAAAUGGAACUGCAGUUCCUGUCUGAUGAGCUUGAGCUGGCCAUCUCAGACCGUGCUGAAACUCCCAGGCUUGAUGAGAUCUAUGAAACGCCAUUGGCUUCGGUAAAUCCAGUUACCAGGUUGAGUCCAAGCCAAAGCUGCGUUGCUGGAGCAGUGUCUACUGACGUAGUUUCAUCUCACCCUUCUCCGGGAUCAGCAGCCAAUCACAAGCCGAGAAUGAGAUGGACUCCUGAGCUCCACGAGUCUUUUGUAAACUCGGUGAUCAAACUUGAAGGGCCCGAAAAGGCCACUCCAAAGGCUGUUCUGAAGCUCAUGAAUGUUGAGGGAUUGACGAUCUAUCACGUAAAAAGCCACUUGCAGAAGUAUAGACUAGCCAAGUAUAUGCCAGAGAAAAAAGAAGGAAAAAAGAAUGAUAACUCAGAAGAAAAGAAAUUGGCUUUUAGUAACAGUGAAGCUGACGGGAAAAGGAAAGGGGCCAUACAGUUAACUGAAGCUCUGCGUAUGCAGAUGGAAGUUCAGAAGCAGUUGCAUGAACAGCUCGAGGUUCAACGGGUGCUUCAGCUACGAAUUGAAGAGCAUGCUAAAUACUUGGAAAAGAUGUUGGAAGAACAACGCAAAACCGGAAGGUUGAUUUCUUCUUCUUCUCCUUCUCAGACAGUGUUAUCACCUAGUGAUGAAUCUAUAGAAAAUUCUGAAAACCUGUCCAAAACCAAAGCAUCUUCGCCUCAGCCAUCAUCAUCUACAAAGAACAAAGCUUCUGAAACUGAAGGCAACAUGUGUGAAAGCCCUCAGAAACGUCGCAGGCUUGAGAACAAAGCAGAAUCUGAAGAUCCUAAGAGGUAGCGAGAUAUCUUCAAGUAUGUAAAUAUGGUAUGUUUUGUGUAAUGUGGUUAGAGAGAAUGAGAGAUGGUGGUGAUCUCUCAAAGUAGAUGUCGGUAAUCUAUAUCUAUGUUGGCGACGUGUAAACUUAUAAAGGAUCUCGAGGAUGUUCCUUUCAUUAGCUUGUUAUAAGGAUCACUCAAAGUAGAUGUUGGUGUUUUGAGGAUACU